Molecule: messenger RNA, 2244 nt
Organism: Cannabis sativa
Lineage: Eukaryota; Viridiplantae; Streptophyta; Magnoliopsida; Rosales; Cannabaceae
Exons: 8
Coding region: 439-1845 (468 amino acids)
Cellular component (GO): plasma membrane
Source: RefSeq, a predicted model, not a curated record
UGAAUGGUGAUGUGCUAGUUACUCACAUGUGUCACGCGUGCGAAGUGAAUAGGUGAAUAAAGUGAGUGAGGAGAGGGAAGAGAGUGGUGGGAAAAGGCAAUUGAUGGCGUUAAUGCGGUAGACUAGUGUAAUGGCCUUGUAUCUGAGUUUUUCUGGUCAUCGGUGGGGUCUACUUCCUCCCAAGCCGGACAGCUAUUACUGAUUCUACUUCCGUCCCCACCCACACACCCUCUUUCAAGCUCUCAUUCAUGGCUUCUUCUUCUUCUUCUUCAUACUCUCUCCUCCUCCUCCCCUAUAUUUCAUUACCCUGUAACCUUUUCUGUGUUGUCUUUCUUACUCCACAUUCACUCGUUUCAAAGCCUAUUACUUUCUAACCACUCUUUUCAUUAAUUCUCUUCUGUCUUUCGCCUCUGUCUUUCCACCAUUUGAAUCCUUUUUAUGGUUUCCUUAUUUGGGAGCUACUUAAGUCAAGGCAUGAGAAAAAGGGUAUCUUUAAGACUCAGUCACAGUAUCAUUUGCUUACAAGUGCUUCUGCUGUCCUUCUUUAACCUUGAGUUAUGUUCCAGCCAUAAUAGUUACUAUCCAGCAUUGGCAAAUCAUCGAAAAGAUGAUAUGUUACCACAGAUCUCCCCUAGUGGAGCUCCUCAGCCUUUUCUUCCCCUUCUUGCGCCAUCACCUUUGGCACCGUUCACAAAUACAUCUUCCCCGAAAUUAUCAGGGCUAUGUUUGUUGAACUUUACUGCUGCUGAAAAUUUGAUGAGUACAACAUCAAUAGAUUGCUGGUCUGUGUUUGCACCAUUGCUGGCUAAUGUGAUUUGCUGCCCACAGAUGGAAGCCACUCUUGCAAUUCUCAUUGGUCAGUCGAGCAAGGAUACCAAUUCACUUGCUUUGAAUGGAACCGUUGCUAAACAUUGCUUGUCAGAUAUUGAGCAGAUCUUAGUUGGUCAGGGUGCAAAUGACAGUCUUAAGCAGAUAUGCUCAAUUCAUUCAUCAAAUCUAACUGAAGCGUCCUGCCCAGUCAAAGAUGUCGAUGAGUUUGAGAGUACUGUGGAUACAUCUCAGUUGCUUGCUGCUUGUGAGAAAAUUGAUCCUGUUAGAGAAUGCUGUGAUCAAGUUUGUCAGAAUGCGAUAUCUGAAGCUGCUACAAAAAUUUCAUUGAAAGCUUCUGAUCUUUUGAGCAUGGAUGGCUCUAAUGUGUUACCUGCACACUCAGCAAAGGUCAGUGAUUGUAAAAGUAUUGUGCUGCGGUGGCUGGCAAGUAAACUCUCUCCUACACAUGCUAAGGAAGUUCUUAGGGGCCUGUCUAAUUGCAAAGUUAACAAAGUUUGUCCUCUGGUGUUCCCCGACAUGAAACAUGUCACAAAGGGAUGCGGGAAUGAGAUGAGUAACCAGACUGCAUGCUGCACCGCCAUGGAAAGCUAUGUGUCCCACUUGCAAAAACAGAGUUUCAUAACCAACUUGCAAGCUUUAGACUGUGCAACAUCAUUGGGAAUGAAGUUAAGAAGGUCAAAUAUUACAAGUGAUGUAUAUGGGCUUUGUCAUAUAAGCCUCAAGGAUUUUUCCCUUCAAGUGGGAAAUCAAGAGGUUGGAUGUCUUUUGCCAAGCAAGCCAUCCGAUGCUACAUUUGAUGUGUCUUCCGGAAUCAGCUUUCUUUGUGAUCUCAACGAUAAUAUUCCCGCACCCUGGCCCAAUUCAUCUCAAUUUUCAGCUUCUUCGUGCAAGAAAAAUGUGAAGAUUCCUGCACUUCCUGCAGCCACAUCUGCACAAAUUGGUCUUCGCGUUGACCAAAUGGUUCCAUUUUCAUUGGUUGCAUCCUCAAUGCUCCUAUGGAAGAAGCUGUUGUAAGAUUGCCUAACAGGAAAACAAUGUUAGAUGAAACACAAGAAUUAAAAUCGGAUUUUGAGUCGUCAAACAAGUCUCGUCCGUUUACAGAAGUCAUCUCAGCCCAGCCUGCUAGUGAAGGGAACAACCUUUUUUUGUACCAUGAAGAGAAAAACCGAUGCCUAAAUGUGUCGUGUUUUACUAAUAUUUCGAUUAAUGAUUCUUGCUUAUUGCUUUGCUUUGUUUUCUUUCUUUUUGUAUAAUUAUUAUAAUAAUAAGUUUCUUGUAAAGGAAUAUUAGGAAUGAUCAGAAAUGCUAUAAAUUUGUAACUACCACGAAGAUUAUACAUAUAUAUUCAGCAUGUAAAAAGUUUCCAAUCUAAUUGAUACCCCAAAUAUAUUUAUAUUAAGAAUUUAUCACAAA